Messenger RNA from Chironomus riparius, 940 nucleotides. Lineage: Eukaryota; Metazoa; Arthropoda; Insecta; Diptera; Chironomidae. The record is from the annotation of a GenBank genome assembly.
AGUACCAAAGAAAAUAUCUCCCGGUAAUGAAGGUCAAAAAAUCUAUUUGAAUCAUUUAAAAUUUUUUUGUAUCAAUAUCAGUAAAGAAGAAGAACAGCUGACAACUGACUCAUCGUAUUUAUUUUUCUAGUCUUGCAUUUCUUUUUAUUCACCGUAUAAUUUAAGAAAAUGACAGAUAUUUGGACAUUAAUUGGUGAUAUUUUAUCAUUUGUGACUAUAGCAUCAUGCUUAAUAUCAAAAGUCCCACAAAUUAUGACGAUCUACCAGCAAAAGAGUACAGCUGGCUUGUCAAUGAAAGGUCUAGUCAUUGAAACUGUUAGCUACACGAUCUCCACACUUUAUAAUUUUACUAAUGGCUACAGAAUCCUUAACUAUUUUGAGUAUAUCAUCUUGCUUACUCAAAACUACAUGCUUAUUGUUAUAGUUUUAUUUUAUCGAAAACAACUCAACCAAAAGUUUAUCGGAGCUGCCGUAUUGUAUGCUCUUGUUGCAUCACUUUUCUCUAUGUACAUCCUACCCAAAAGUAUUUUGACCUUCUUAAUUCCUGGAACACUGCCAAUGUCUGCUACAUCGAAAAUUUUGCAAUUACUUGAAAUUCUUAGAACUAAAGAUUCAAGUUCAAUUAGCGCAAUCACAUGGUUUAUUUCUGCAUUCACAAAUGCCACACGAAUCUACACAAUCUUUCUUGACAGUGCCGAUAUAAUGCUACUCACCAAUUUUAUCGUAUCCACUGGACUGUCAUCAGCAGUUCUUGCAGCUGUAAUGUAUUACAAGAAACCAAAGGGCAAGGAAGAAUAAGUCAAGUUGCUAACUACAGAAACACUAAUGAAGCUUUAUUUGUUUUACAUAAUUAACUUAAUAGACACGUUUUAUGUAUUAUCGUUGACACUUAAUAAUUGUAAAAUAAUUAAUGACACAAUAAAAAGUUGACAGAGAUUAA